AUGAAAGGCCACCAAGACCCAUUCCAGAGUCAUGACAACUUUAGGAGUACUUCGAAAGGGGUGCCUUCACCUGACGAUGUUACAAAUGAACAGGAGUACAUCGAAGCGGAGAGGCAGAUUUUGCUACUGCAGACUCUUGCAGAGGACUUGCCAAGAGUAGGGUAUCAUUUUGCGGGUUUUUUGAAAUUCUGGACCAAACUGAAAGCCAGUCCAAGCCUUUGGG
Messenger RNA from Amoebophrya sp. A25, 223 nucleotides. Lineage: Eukaryota; Dinophyceae; Syndiniales; Amoebophryaceae. The record is from the annotation of a GenBank genome assembly.